Molecule: messenger RNA, 1590 nt
Organism: Brassica oleracea var. oleracea
Lineage: Eukaryota; Viridiplantae; Streptophyta; Magnoliopsida; Brassicales; Brassicaceae
Product: probable N-acetyl-gamma-glutamyl-phosphate reductase, chloroplastic
Exons: 13
Coding region: 181-1365 (394 amino acids)
Biological process (GO): L-arginine biosynthetic process
Molecular function (GO): NAD binding; protein dimerization activity; N-acetyl-gamma-glutamyl-phosphate reductase (NADP+) activity
Source: RefSeq, a predicted model, not a curated record
UUUAGGUUUUCGUCACAUGGUCUCUCUCUUUGUUUUUCUGUCGUCGAGAGAGAUAAAGAGGGUUUGUGGAGACAGGUUUUUAUGCAAUUUUGGAAAUCAAUCUCUUCUUCUCAUUCAAAUCAACAAGUUUAGUUUCUUGUAUCCUUGACUUUUGAUUGUUGCGGAAACCAAUCAUCGAGAAUGAGUAGCUUGUCGACAUUGAGUUCAUCAGUUCGCUUGGAACAAGGAUGCUGGUUCAAGGGUGAAAGGAAGAUUCGGGUAGUAGCGGAUAAGCGAGUCAGGAGGCCUUCUUCAAUAAGCUUCAGAGUUUCAGCGAAUAGCGCUGAAAAGGAUAUUCGUAUUGGUCUUCUUGGUGCAAGUGGCUACACUGGUGCUGAGAUCGUUAGGCUUCUUGCAAACCAUCCGCAUUUCGGUGUCACUCUGAUGACUGCAGAUAGAAAAGCUGGGCAGUCUAUGGAUAGCGUUUUCCCUCACCUCAGAGCUCAAAAACUACCUAGAUUGAUCUCAGUAAAGGAUGCAGAUUUCUCUACUGUCGAUGCUGUCUUCUGCUGCUUACCUCACGGAACAACCCAGGAAAUCAUCAAGGGACUCCCCUCCGCUUUAAAAAUUGUUGAUCUUUCAGCGGACUUCCGGUUGCGUGAUAUCUCUGAAUAUGAAGAAUGGUAUGGUCAACCACACAAGGCAGUAGAGUUACAGAAAGAAGUUGUGUAUGGCUUAACAGAGUUACUAAGGGACGACAUCAAAAAGGCUCGCCUUGUGGCUAACCCAGGCUGUUACCCAACUUCAGUUCAGCUUCCUCUUGUUCCUCUACUAAAGGCAAACCUCAUCAAACAUGAAAACAUAAUCAUCGAUGCAAAAUCUGGUGUUAGCGGAGCAGGACGUGGUGCUAAGGAGGCGAAUCUUUACUCUGAGAUAGCUGAAGGCAUCUCUUCUUAUGGUGUCACAAGGCAUCGCCAUGUUCCUGAAAUUGAACAAGGGUUGUCUGAUGUUGCACAAUCUAAAGUAACAGUCAGUUUCACGCCGCAUCUCAUGCCAAUGAUACGAGGAAUGCAAUCUACUAUAUAUGUGGAAAUGGCUCCUGGAGUUAGCAUAGAAGAGUUAUACCAGCACUUAAAAUCGUCUUAUGAGGAUGAAGAAUUUGUCAAAGUGUUGGAGGAAGGAGUUGUUCCUCGGACACACAAUGUUAGAGGAUCAAACUAUUGUUUCAUGAAUGUGUUCCCUGAUCGUAUACCUGGACGAGCUAUCAUAAUCUCAGUGAUUGACAAUCUUGUGAAAGGAGCUUCAGGGCAAGCGUUGCAGAAUCUUAACAUAAUGUUGGGAUUACCCGAAACAACGGGACUCCUACACCAGCCUCUUUUCCCAUAAGGUGAUGAGCCUUUUAAAGGGUAAAGAACAACUUCUUGUCUUCUUGUGUGUCUAGAAGAUUUCAUCUGUCUUAAGUUGUUUUUUUCUGCUCUUUUACCUUCAAGGAUCAUUCUAAAGCAAAAUGUGGCUGUGUUGUUUUAUGAUUCAUUAUAAAGACUAAAAGCUCUUCUCUUACCAUUAUAGAUUAUUGGUUUUGUUUGGUUGUUAAUUACGUUACAGAACUUA